This is a messenger RNA of Naegleria lovaniensis, 1458 nucleotides long. RefSeq lists its product as uncharacterized. The transcript has a single exon. The record is from RefSeq and is a predicted model, not a curated record. NCBI's taxonomy places the organism in Eukaryota, Heterolobosea, Eutetramitea, Acrasida, Naegleriidae. Gene Ontology annotation, molecular function: ubiquitin protein ligase activity. Bases 1 to 1458 code for a protein of 485 amino acids. Gene Ontology annotation, biological process: protein ubiquitination.
AUGGGCCAAACACUGGCUUUAUCGCAACUUGUACCUACCAAUAUUCAAAGACUCACCUCUGGUACAACACCAUCAUCAUCACGAAUCACCCACGGAGAUUCAAACACUGAACGACAUCGAAGGCUUUCCGAAGAAGAAGAAGAGGCUCAUCAAGAAUUUAUCGAUCAACAGCAUCAACCACAUGAUUCAUUUCAUCAUGAUGAUCUAGAGAGCGGAGUUGUUACUUCUCAAUCAUCACCACCACCACCACAACAACAACAACAUACAACUAGCAACCAUACGAGCUCUGUUUUAUUAUUUGGAGGAGCUCCAAUGAUGAUUGACGGAUUAUUAAAUUAUGAAUUCUUUAAUGGAAUCAAUAAUGUCAAUGAAUUAGUAAGCUUGUUUGGAUAUUAUGGAAGAAUUGAAGGAUUAUUUGGAAGGAAUUUAGAUCACUAUGAACAGCAACAUCAAGAACACACUCCAUUUGAAUAUAAAGACACAAUGAUUCUACGAAAUGAUGUGAAUAUUCAAAAAAAUUCUCUUAUACUAGUCAAUGAUCAGAAUGGAUUUAGUUUAUCCUUUAAAUUUGAUGUGAGAACUAACUUCAUUGAUGAAUGCAAGGUGAAAAUUUAUUUGAAAGCUAAAGAAAUUCGAAAUUUGAAUCCUACUAAUAAUGGACCAGUUGUAAAAUAUGAAUCAUCCACAGUGUUACCUUCAAAAAUAUUCAAUCAUUUUGAAAUUCAACAGAAUGAUGGUGCCCAAUAUUAUACUUCUUCUUCCCAAACUCCAACACAAUCUACUACGUUAGGAAAUACAACAAUGACUGAUUUAUCAUCUUCACAAAUGGGAACAUCUAGUGAUGAUGAUCAUUCACUCAACAAGUCUUCAAGAAGAGAUUAUCACAAUUCAACAAGUCUAGAAUAUAAUGUGAAUCAUUCGAUAUCGUUAGAAACUAUUUUUACUCAUCGAGAAGAAAUGCAAUACAACAUUGCAAGUAACAACAACAGUGUUACCAAUGAUUCUCAUUCUUCCAUAGAAAUGGAAUCUACACUCAUUCCAAUGGUUAUUGAAAUUCAAAGUGAAACAUGUUCUCAAUUCUCUCUUUGUUCCAUAGUAGACUCUCAACGAUCAUCCGAUCAUGACAGUAAUUAUUCUAUUAAGGUGAACAAACAAAAGUUAAUGAUUGGAAAUGAAUUGUAUGAAGUUGCAGAAAUUUAUCAUCAAACGACGAAUCAUCAUUCCAACACUGAACAAGCUGACACUACCACUGCUCACUCUCCUCACGAUGACGAAGAAGAUGAGAAUUUAUGUGUCAUUUGUAUUAGUGAACCAGCAACCACAGUGGUAUUACCAUGUGGUCAUUUGAGUCUCUGUACAGAAUGUGCCAAUGCACUUCGUAGUCAAACUAACAAGUGUCCAAUAUGUCGACAAACCGUUGAAUCCGCCAUUCAAUUACCAUCCAGAGAGAAUAUGUAA